CAGGGUAUGUUAAUAUGAGUAUGUAUCUCUGCAACGCUUUGCUUAUCGAGAGCGACUUGACGCUUUCCACUGUCUGCUGCCCUGCAUAUGCUUAGCUUCCCUUAACGUGCCUCGGCUUUUGCCGCCGACCGUAGCCCUCAUCUAAACUACCUAUAAGGUUCAAAGGUCAGUCUCCAAAACUGCGGCCAGAAAGCUGUCAUGUCAGUUCCAUGUGCCUGGAGGUUCCAUCGUCGCAUCCAAUUUCUACAUAAAAAAGCACAUGUGCAUCAUCCUUACCACGAUUUAUUAAUACCCACGCUUUCCUCUUUGAUCUCUACCGAGGCCAAUACUCACCUGCUCAUUCACAAGACCUGGGCUCUAGCCCUCACUCACAUACCAUGGCCGCACCACCCGAUAUCAACUGCACCAACUUGACGGGCAAGUUCGUGAUGAACAAGUCUCUUUCCGAUGAUAUGGAUCCUUUCCUCACUCUUCAGGGUCUGAGUUGGUUCACGCGCAAAGCUAUCGCCCUAGCCACAGUAGUGCUCACCAUCAGAGAAUACUUCAAAGACGCUCUCUGGCACAUCGACAUCACAUCAGUUGCCUCGGGUUUAUCGACCACACAAGAAGAUCGAACACUCGACUGGCAAGAUAGGGACCAUGAGGACAAAAUAUUCGGCAAGUGUCGCGGCAAGUCACGACUGUUCAAGAAGGGGGAAUACCAGAUGGAAGGACCUGGGUCGCCUGAAGAUGCAGUCUUUCUGCAGGCUGAUAAGCUGAAGGAUGGCAAGACAGACUCGCGGUUCGUGGACGAGGAACAUGUGCAGAGCAUCGUCAAGCAGGUCGGUGGAGGAGACUGGACGGCUGAGCAAGUCUGGGGUUUCGAAGAGAUCAAUGGCGAGCGAAGAUAUACCAGGCGACUGAUCGUGUGGAAGGCAGGAAAAGAGGAAAAGUGUCGGUUGGUAUACGACUACAAAGGCGCGGUUGAGAAAGAUGACGACGACGAAGACCUGGCGUAUGGAGAGGAAUAAAGGCUCCAAGUCUAGAGGCUCGUGCGUUGGAGACAUGCUAUGCAGAAAUGCGCGCAUGCAAAACGCCCAUGGGGAGUGAGCCUCGGUUGAAAGGAGAUCAAACUUCCAGGAACACGGCAUGACCGAUUCGUCGUGCAAGAUUGAGGACCGCUAUAAGCCUGACGGUCCAUGCCUAGUUGUCGUUUGUGGUAGUAUUUCUCCAUAGAUGACGAGGCUGAAGCAUCACCAUGAUGGGGUGCGAUAUUUUUGACCGCUAUCAAAGGACGCGACCAAUUGAGGAAUUUGUCGAGGUCAAGGCUGAGGCAUUUUCUAAUCGGGUUUAGUCUGGAAACCCAACAGUCACGUGAUCAAACUACGAGGCUGAAUUUUGCAUAUCAGAGGAUUAUGAUUGGCGCAUAAAGGGCUCUCCACCAAAAUCACGCAGUGACAGAGUUACA
This is a messenger RNA of Exophiala viscosa, 1447 nucleotides long. RefSeq lists its product as uncharacterized. The record is from RefSeq and is a predicted model, not a curated record. The transcript is spliced from 4 exons. NCBI's taxonomy places the organism in Eukaryota, Fungi, Ascomycota, Eurotiomycetes, Chaetothyriales, Herpotrichiellaceae. The coding region runs from base 378 to 1010 and encodes 210 amino acids.